CACAUGGCCGCUCUCCAGUUUCUCUCUCUAAUCAGCGAUGCGCUUAUCAAAGACGCCAGCUUUGUUGUCAUUUUAUUCUUAUUUUAUGUCAAAUAUUCUUAUUUUAUGUCAAAGGAUAAAAAUAAUACGAUGAAAAAGCGCAUUAACAUCUUUCUAAGUGCGAUCUGAAUGACGGGCCUCUGUCUCUAACCUUUCUAUUCUUUUCGCAGCAAGUCUUUUGUGAUGUUGAGAUCUCGUACAACUUACAGAAAAAUUACAAGUGAGAUACAAGAAAGAACUACAUUAAUAUAGCACAUGAGAAUAAAAUAUAUUAAUUAUUCUUGGAAUAUACUUUAACAGACAAUUUGCAAUUAUGACACUAUCUAAGUUUGCAAAUCAAAGCAAGGAGGAACGUAUGGUAAUAGUAAUUGGAGAAAUUAUACAAGAGUUAUUGAAGGCACACAAUGACAAUCGAGACAUUGAUCUAAAUAAAUUAAAGACACGAAUUUCUUCAAAAUAUGGUUUAGACUCUUCCCCAAGAUUAGUUGAUAUUAUUGCAGCAGUACCUAGUUCAGCUAGAAAUAUACUUGUACCAAAAUUAAAGGCUAAACCUAUCAGGACUGCUAGCGGGAUUGCUGUUGUAGCAGUAAUGUGCAAACCACACCGAUGUCCACAUAUUAAUAUGACAGGAAAUAUCUGUGUAUACUGUCCUGGAGGACCAGAUUCUGAUUUUGAAUAUUCAACGCAAUCGUACACAGGAUACGAACCUACAUCGAUGAGAGCUAUACGUGCAAGAUACAAUCCUUUCCUACAAACUAGACAUCGUAUUGAACAGUUAAAACAAUUAGGCCAUAAUGUCGACAAGAUCGAGUUUAUUAUUAUGGGUGGUACUUUCAUGUCUUUAACAGAGGAAUAUAGAGAUUAUUUCAUACGAAAUUUACAUGAUGCAUUGUCCGGUCAUGUAAGUAAUAAUGUUGACGAAGCAGUGAGGUACUCUGAACGUAGUACUACAAAGUGUAUUGGCAUCACUAUUGAGACUCGUCCUGAUUAUUGUCUCAAGAAGCAUCUUUCGGAUAUGUUACAUUACGGUUGCACACGUUUAGAAAUCGGUGUUCAAUCAAUAUAUGAAGAUGUGGCACGUGAUACUAAUAGAGGGCAUACUGUACGUGCUGUAUGUGAAAGUUUUAUACUAGCAAAAGAUGCUGGAUUCAAAGUGAUAGCUCACAUGAUGCCGAAUUUACCCAAUGUUGAUUUAGAGCGAGAUAUCGCACAAUUUAAUGAAUUCUUUAAGAAUCCUGCGUUUCGAGCAGAUGGAUUAAAGAUUUAUCCAACACUGGUUAUACGUGGUACUGGCUUGUAUGAAUUAUGGAAAACUGGGAGAUAUCAAAGUUAUCCGCCCAGUGUAUUAGUUGAUCUUAUAGCUCAUAUUCUAGCUUUGAUACCACCAUGGACCCGUGUUUAUCGCGUACAACGUGAUAUACCUAUGCCACUGGUAACUUCUGGUGUAGAACAUGGGAAUUUACGUGAAUUAGCUCUAGCAAGAAUGAAGGAUAUGGGUACAGAAUGCCGUGAUGUUAGAACACGCGAAGUAGGAAUUCAAGAAAUACACCAUAAAGUUCAACCUUACGAAGUUGAACUUAUACGACGUGAUUAUGUAAGCAAUGGAGGAUGGGAAACAUUUCUAUCAUAUGAAGAUCCUCACAAAGAUAUUCUAAUUGCUUUACUCAGAUUGAGGAAAUGUUCUACCUACACAUUCAGGCCAGAAUUACGAAAAAAAACUUCUAUAAUAAGAGAACUGCAUGUUUAUGGCAGCGUAGUGCCUGUUAGCGCUCGCGAUCCUACAAAAUUUCAACACCAAGGCUUUGGGAUUCUAUUAAUGGAAGAAGCUGAACGAAUUGCAAAAGAAGAACAUCAAUCUAAUAAAAUUAGCAUAAUUUCAGGUGUUGGUGUACGUAAUUAUUAUAGAAAACUGGGAUAUGAACUUGAUGGUCCAUACAUGUCUAAACUGCUUAUAUGAAAUGCCAAUGUGUACUAUUAAAUCUAUGAUAUUCACAAUAUGAAUUACAUGUAUAUUUUCAGUUUACAUUGGAACACAACCUAAUAUGUAUAUAUAAACAAAAAAGAAUGAAAAAUCAUGGAUAUAAUAAAAAUGACUUGCGUCUAUAUGAAAACUCA
This is a messenger RNA of Monomorium pharaonis (pharaoh ant), 2154 nucleotides long. RefSeq names its product elongator complex protein 3 (gene Elp3). Gene Ontology annotation, biological process: tRNA wobble base 5-methoxycarbonylmethyl-2-thiouridinylation. Gene Ontology annotation, molecular function: iron-sulfur cluster binding; acyltransferase activity, transferring groups other than amino-acyl groups. The coding region runs from base 353 to 1996 and encodes 547 amino acids. The record is from RefSeq and is a predicted model, not a curated record. The transcript has 10 exons. Lineage: Eukaryota; Metazoa; Arthropoda; Insecta; Hymenoptera; Formicidae. Gene Ontology annotation, cellular component: nucleus; elongator holoenzyme complex; cytoplasm.